CUGCAGGUCUUCUUGACCGCUUCCUCCUCUCGACCUCCACUCCACGAACGCUCCACCCAACAGCUCUUCUUCUCCAGCUCAUCUCGCAUUCUCAGCUUCAGAACGCCCCCUUAUCUAGUUUUCUCCUUCCAACAUGCGUGAGAUUGUCCACCUCCAGACCGGCCAGUGCGGUAACCAAAUUGGUGCUGCCUUCUGGCAAACCAUCUCGGGCGAGCAUGGUCUCGAUGGCUCCGGCGUCUACAAUGGCACGUCGGAUCUCCAGCUCGAGCGCAUGAACGUCUACUUCAAUGAGGCGUCGGGCAACAAGUUCGUUCCUCGCGCCGUCCUCGUCGACUUGGAGCCCGGCACAAUGGACGCCGUCCGUGCUGGCCCUUUCGGACAGCUCUUCCGCCCCGACAACUUCGUCUUCGGCCAGUCUGGUGCUGGCAACAACUGGGCAAAGGGCCAUUACACCGAGGGCGCUGAAUUGGUCGACCAGGUCCUUGAUGUCGUCCGUCGUGAGGCCGAAGGCUGUGACUGCCUCCAGGGUUUCCAGAUCACCCAUUCGCUCGGCGGUGGCACCGGUGCCGGAAUGGGCACCUUGUUGAUCUCCAAGAUCCGCGAGGAGUUCCCAGACCGCAUGAUGGCCACCUUCUCCGUCGUGCCAUCCCCCAAGGUCUCGGACACUGUCGUUGAGCCCUACAACGCCACCCUUUCCAUCCAUCAGUUGGUUGAGAAUUCUGACGAGACCUUCUGCAUUGAUAAUGAGGCUCUGUAUGAUAUCUGCAUGAGGACCCUCAAACUCAACAACCCCUCAUAUGGUGACUUGAACCACCUCGUCUCGGCUGUCAUGUCCGGCGUGACCACCUGCCUGCGUUUCCCUGGCCAGCUUAACUCCGACCUUAGGAAGUUGGCUGUCAACAUGGUUCCGUUCCCUCGCCUCCACUUCUUCAUGGUCGGAUUUGCGCCUCUGACUAGCCGUGGCGCCCACUCAUUCCGAGCCGUCACUGUCCCAGAGCUCACCCAACAGAUGUUCGACCCCAAGAAUAUGAUGGCUGCUUCCGACUUCCGCAACGGUCGCUACCUGACCUGCUCUGCCAUCUUCCGUGGCAAGGUCUCCAUGAAGGAGGUCGAGGACCAGAUGCGCAACGUCCAGAACAAGAACACUUCCUACUUCGUCGAGUGGAUUCCCAACAACGUCCAGACCGCUCUUUGCUCUAUUCCUCCACGUGGACUCAAGAUGUCCUCCACCUUCGUUGGCAACUCGACCUCGAUCCAGGAGCUGUUCAAGCGUGUUGGUGACCAGUUCACUGCUAUGUUCCGUCGCAAGGCUUUCUUGCAUUGGUACACUGGCGAGGGUAUGGACGAGAUGGAGUUUACAGAGGCUGAGAGCAACAUGAACGACUUAGUUUCUGAGUACCAGCAGUACCAGGAGGCGGCUGUCUCCGAGGGCGAGGAGGAGUACGAUGAGGAGGCCCCGCUUGAGGAGGAAGUUUAGAUCAAUGCCUGAUCUCGAGAUACCAUACCGAGUUUUGUUUGGUGUUGAGGGCUGGAGACAUGGUGGACAGAUGCGAUUACUCUGAUUCGUCCUGCUCUAGAUGUCUUGGCCGCAUUCGAUCGGGUGAAGAGGAUGUGGGCGCGAAUUGUUUGUUUGUUCCUGCCCCUAAUACACCUGUGAAGGAUGCACCUUGAGUAUUC
Molecule: messenger RNA, 1677 nt
Organism: Lindgomyces ingoldianus
Lineage: Eukaryota; Fungi; Ascomycota; Dothideomycetes; Pleosporales; Lindgomycetaceae
Product: beta-tubulin
Exons: 6
Coding region: 134-1477 (447 amino acids)
Biological process (GO): microtubule cytoskeleton organization; mitotic cell cycle
Cellular component (GO): cytoplasm; microtubule
Molecular function (GO): GTPase activity; structural constituent of cytoskeleton; GTP binding
Source: RefSeq, a predicted model, not a curated record